Molecule: messenger RNA, 507 nt
Organism: Penicillium concentricum
Lineage: Eukaryota; Fungi; Ascomycota; Eurotiomycetes; Eurotiales; Aspergillaceae
Exons: 1
Coding region: 1-507 (168 amino acids)
Source: RefSeq, a predicted model, not a curated record
AUGCCCUUUUACCAGGCGAGUGUGUUCCAGUCGAGCCAGCUCGAGCAUGGCACUCGAUUCCAUUUCAGGGACCCCCACAACAGCCAGCUAGGUUGGAUCUGGGGUAAUGUAGCUCUCCCUGAUACCAUGAGCAUUGCAACCGACGACAGGGAGAUUAUAGUCCAUACACGCGAGACCAUCAAGGCUGGCUUGGUUACCUGGACCACUAAUGCAUUGCACGGCCUGGGGAAUAUGUGCAUCUCCUUUCCGAUCAAGAUAGAGGUACCUGAUCAAGGUGCCGAAAUUUUGAUGCUUCAGGUUGAGAUUGUUGCACUUUGGUAUGAGGAACUCAUCGCUCAAGGGAUUAUUUCUAUUGACAAGCAUAUGCUUUUCUUGUCCCGUGAGGGGCCCUCGGAACGUGAGGAUCAGUUGUUGGUUGAGCCUGUGCAUUGGAAUAAGCCCCAGUGCGCGGUUGCGAAUCCGUGGUCUGCGCCUCCUGAGGUGCAGGAUGAGGUGCAGGAUUUGUGA